Molecule: messenger RNA, 5343 nt
Organism: Melanotaenia boesemani (Boeseman's rainbowfish)
Lineage: Eukaryota; Metazoa; Chordata; Actinopteri; Atheriniformes; Melanotaeniidae
Gene: sh3rf1
Product: SH3 domain containing ring finger 1
Exons: 12
Coding region: 415-3000 (861 amino acids)
Molecular function (GO): protein binding
Source: RefSeq, a predicted model, not a curated record
UCCCGCAGAACAGAAGUACUAGCAUGGCGCUCCGUGCGGUAGGAGUUCCGUUGUUUCGUCUGUAUCUAUUUCAUGUUAGGUUUUACUCAAGUCUCUGACAAAGGCAUGUUUACUGUAUAAGUUACAUGCCUGUAAAGAAAAAAACACAUCUCAUAAAAACGGUAGUAUUUGUUUAAAACUUAAGAGAUAAGUGGCGACUAUAUUUUGGGUGGGUUGCUAACUUAACGUUAGCAAGAAGGCAGAAAAUUGGGAGAUAGGGAGCAACAAGAGGAGGAGUCCUGUUUCGGAAAAGCUGAUGCGAAUGCCAUGGCCAUAGCCGAGGCAUGGGAGUGACGUGACAGUCCUUGAUCUGCUGUUGAACAAAAACCUUUUCAGGAUCAUGCUUUGCUGAAGUAGAGGCAAAAUACACAAAGAAUGGACGAGUCAGUAUUGCUGGAUUUGCUUGAGUGCCCCGUUUGUCUGGAGCGCCUGGAUGCUUCUGCAAAGGUUCUUCCCUGUCAGCACACCUUCUGCCGCAGAUGCCUCCAAGGCAUCCUAGGUUCACGCGGGGAGUUGCGCUGCCCAGAGUGCCGGACGUUGGUGGAGUGUGCCGUGGAUGAACUCCCAAGCAACAUCCUCCUCGUGCGGCUGUUGGAUGGCAUCAAGCAGAGGCCACGGAGGGCUGGCUCUGGGGCUGGAGUCUGCACAAAUGGUACGUCAGGAGCCAUGGCCAGGGUGCACGGAAGUGGGACGAGGGACCAGGGCACAGCGGGAGCUCAACCCCAGCGAGCUCAGGCUAAGAGCACCAUUGUCCGGGGUGUACCACAGCUCCCUUGUGCCAAGGCGCUGUACAACUAUGAUGGCAAGGAACCAGGAGACCUCAAAUUCAGUAAGGGCGACAUCAUCAUCCUGCGCCGGCAAGUGGAUGAAAACUGGUUCCACGGGGAGAUGGGUGGGGUCCAUGGCUUCUUCCCCACCAACUUCGUCCAGGUCAUCAAACCGCUGCCGCAGCCCCCCCCUCAGUGCAAAGCUCUCUAUGACUUCGAGCUCAAAGACAAAGAGGCCGACAAGGACUGUCUGCCCUUCUCUAAGGACGAUAUCUUGACUGUGAUCCGCAGAGUGGAUGAAAACUGGGCAGAAGGAAUGCUAGGAGAUAAAAUUGGAAUAUUUCCAAUUUCAUAUGUUGAGUUUAACUCGGCAGCACGUCAGCUUAUAGAGUUGGACAAGCCGCCAGACUCCAGCGGAGACUCUGGCGAGGGGGGCUCUUUGGGGCCUCAGAGCAACGGUGCCCAGCGGGCAGGGGAGAAGAAGAACACCAAGAAACGACAUUCCUUCACCUCUCUCACCAUGUCCCACAAACCCAUGCUGGCUCCCCCACCCCAGCGCCACUCUAUGGAGAUCAGCGGGCCGGUCCUCAUCAGCUCCAGCAACCCCACAGCAGCUGCCCGAAUUGGAGAAAUUAGUGGGGGCCUUUCCUGCAGCGCACCUUCACAGGUACAUAUUUGCACAACUGGACUAAUCGUGACCCCACCCCCUAGUAGUCCCGUUACUACAGCAACGGUCUUCACAUUUCCCUCAGAGACGAGCUACACAUCUAUCUCUUUGGAUGCUCUCCCACCACCGCCACCGCCUCCCCCGCAGGCCUCUGUUAGCGGAGCGGCAUAUUCUCUAGCUGCCGGACAGAGACCCUCCCCCAGCAUCAGCGACCAAAGUGGCAGACAAAGACCCACAGUCUAUGUGGCAAUGUUCCCCUAUACUCCCCGUAAGGAUGACGAGCUGGAGCUGAGGAAAGGAGAGAUGUUUCUGGUGCUGGAACGCUGUCAGGAUGGCUGGUUCAAAGGCACCUCCAUGCACACGGGCAAGAUUGGCGUCUUUCCUGGGAACUACAUGAGCCCAGUCAGCAGGACGGCGUCUGGGAGCGCGCAGUCCAAAGUGCCCAUGAGUCUUUGUACUCAGGCUGGCAGAGGAGUCACCAUCGUCAGCCCUUCCUCUGCUCCCCUUGGGGCCAUUGUUCCAGGGCCUGAUUUCAACAAACCUCUCACUGUGUGCUCCAGCGCUGUAUCUGCCGGCACCCAGCCUACAGUGGUGGUCACAGCAGCUCAGACAGCCACGGGCCAACAGCCAAAAGUCUCCAUGCACGUCGGCUCCCAGAUGACCGUAAAUCAGGCUCGCAAUGCAGUCAGAACAGCUGCUUGCCACAGUCAAGACAGGCCCACAGCAGCUGUGACACCCAUCCAGUCUGUGACACCCGUGACCUAUAUCCCCCACCUUGCAGUUUGCCCACAGCCUUCGUCCAGUGCUGCCCAAGGUUGUACCCGUGUGGGAGUGGCAAUGGGGUGCGCUGCUGUCUCCCUCACACCACCCAAUAUGAGCGCUGCAUCUCUGGAGUGUGAUGUUCUGAGACCUGUGCCUGUCCUCGCUUUGUCUGGAGGUCCUGGGAACAACGGUGCCCUUAAUCCCACGUCUAACAACGCAGCUCUCGCCUGCAGACUGGACAAGGAUGGCAAGAGAGAGAAGAAAAGUCUUCUAAAGCUCUUGUCCUCCAAUAAGAAGAAGUCUCGUCCUUCGCCCCCCUCCUCCCCAACCCUCGAGGCAGAACAGGCUGCUGCUGGUGAGGUGCUGCAUGGUGCCGUGGGCCCCGACACCUCCCCACCUGCUGGUUCAGUCAGCUGCCUCGAGUCCGAACCUGCUGCUGCUGCCUCGUCAUCCUCCUCCUCCCCCUUAGUCCCAGAAUCCUCCCAUCGGAAGAGCAGUCCUCUCGACGGAUGCGUUCCCAUCGCUCCUCCCCCUCGCCAGCCCUGCUCCUCUCUUUCAUCACAACAUCAUGACGCACGUCCCAUCAUAUGUGAGAGGUACAGGGUGGUGGUAUCAUAUCCUCCACAGAGCGAGGCUGAGCUGGAACUUAAGGAGGGUGACAUUGUGUUUGUUCACAAGAAGAGGGAGGAUGGCUGGUUUAAAGGCACGCUGCAGAGGAACGGCAGGACCGGGUUGUUCCCUGGUAGCUUUGUGGACAGCAUUUAGGUCACACAAAUGCUGCACCUGAACCCAGUUCGUCACCGUUUCAACACAGCUGACCGCCGCGUGCAGGAACAGGACCCUCAUAUUGACAAUUUAUGUCCAAAAAAAAAAAAAAAAAAAAAGAUGCUACAGGCAUAUGAGAAAGAGCUGCAGAGAGAAACAGGAUUUGUUGUCAAUGAAAGCACAGUGGACAGAGUUUGAGGAGAGCACACUACUCAUGAACUUUUUCUUUUUUGUUCGUUAUUUAUAUCUUUGUAACAAUCCAGCUGUUAAUUGUGUGCCUUGUACUGUUCCCCACUUUAUUGUACAUAAGGACACAAAUAUAAUUAGUCCUAAAACAACCAAUAUGAACUGUUUAACUGUAUGUUACACAUGUUAACUUAUUUCAUAUUGUCCUUUUUUUUUUUGUAGUGCCACACAUUAAGGGGUUAAGUAGAGCACAUGCCUUAUAUAGUAAUUGAAAUACAUAUUAGUUACACUUUUGUCUACUAGACUGCUGAUAAAGGUUUUAUCGUUAUUUUAAAGCAUCAGCAGGAAGGAGACAUAUCAGAUGGAACUGACCAGAACAAAUCACUUGUGCUGCAUAGUGAGAGAGAAUAGAAGAAGAGUCGUUCCCCCUGCUCUGAAGGCAUUACCUGAACCGGAGGACCAGAAGUGAGAUCUGCUGUAUUGCACACUCGAAUACUCAAGAAGCUACAAAUCGCAGCCUUGUUUACGCUGCACAUGACUUAAUAUUUUUUUCUUUUUAUUCUUUAAAAUGUAAGGUUGCAGCAUUAUGAGCUGUUACCUGCAGUGAUCAAAUAUUUGCAUGUGAUUAGCAAAGCCAUCACCAGGAGACACAGUGGUGAUGGGGGGUUGCUGGACUGUUUAGCUACGCCUUUUGAUAUUCUAAAAACAAAAACACUCCAAAAUAGACUUUGCUGUCAAUUAUUGCUUCAUUUGUACCUUGUUUGUAUUUACUGACCAGAGUAGCUGCUCUCCUAACCCCUCGGCAAAAGCCAAACCCAGACAGAGCUCUGCACCAUUAGAGCAACAUAACAUUUCAGUUACAAUGCAGAUUCUUUUCAGUGUAUAUUUAUGUUUAUAAGACAUUUCACAGAGGCUGAUGCCUGCUGCUCGGAGAGUUUGUGACAUUUUAACUAACCUGACAGAGAAAGCCCUUUGUGGGCUCGCAGAUUUUGGACAGUAUAACUCACUUCUAAUGUGACUCAUGGCAAUAUAACACAUUGCAAACUAAAGCACCAAAUGUUUGCAUAAAGUAGCCUAUUAAUGCAUCACUCCACCGGAAGAGGUGUGUGGAAUCUCAAUUUUUAUUGAAAUCAAUCACUUUGAGCCCUUGAUUUUUGUUUUAUUUUAAUUCUGUGGAGUUUUUGUUAAAUGUUGUACUGACUUGAAUUAUAAGAUUUAAUUGUGAUGGGAGGGAAAAUAAAGCAGGUCCUUUUUAUUUGUAAGUAAUCUCAAAAAACAUUAGGAAAACUAAGGCAAUCCCUCAGAAUGAAGAUAUUAACAGGUAUUAUUAUACUUUGACCUCCUGCCUCGAUGAUCUUGCAGCAGUUAAUGUCUCUGAUUCUCCCGAUGGGGUUUUCUUGAGGCAAUCAUUGACUCGUGCCAUAUUUGGCUUUUAGAAUUGGAGCUCAAAGCUUGAAGCACAAUUUAUUUUUGGUUACUUUUGUAAUUCUUCUGCCUUUGGUUGAUCAUUGAUGGGGACCACUGUGUAACUGCUGGAAUGUGUAGUUUGUUUGAAAUUUGGAGAAGUUAUGGAGAAUGAUGGUACAAAUCACUGUUAGGGUUUUUUGUUUUUUCUUUUUGAUUUGAACUGAAUUGAAUUAAUCUGAUUUUGCAUUGUUGUCUUGGCAAUCACCACACAAACCUCAGGCUUUUUGCUUAAACUUCCUCUCGAGUGUCUUCAUUACACUAGUAAGCCUUUAUUAUCGCACGACAGACUUAUAACAACACAGAUGCAAACAUUCAUACUGAUGUAUGCACCGUCUCCAUUUUUAAUCUUACUGACUUCCUGACCGUGUUUUUUCAUGCAUAGGCUGCACACUUUCAAAACAUGAAACAUUUCUUGAAAUAAUUGCAAGUCUUUCCUUACAUUUAUCAGAACGAAUGGCAACUUAGGAUUGCUUGUUUCAGCUUAACAUAUUUUCUAUAUGCCAAGGUGACUUACUUGAUUCUUUUUCUUUUUGUGUGUAGUUAGUCCAUUUUAAGUCUAGAAAUUGUGAAACUGAAAUCAAACUAUUUGGCACAAGUCUGUUAUGUGAAAAACAUUUGGAAGCAUUUGAGGGAAUCGCGCAUUUUGUAAUAAAAAAAAUAUAACAAUAAAAGCAAAUGGUUUCCAUCUUU